AUGCCCGAGUAUCGCGUUGAAAUAUCACCGUCCGCACGGGCUCUAUGCCAAGACACCCACUGCAAGAAGGAAGGAGCCAAAAUUGAAAAGGGCGUUCUUCGUUUCGGUACUUACAUCACCUUUGAGGACCGCGGCUCUUGGAAAUGGAAGCAUUGGGGCUGUGUUUCCGGCUUGCAAAUGCAACAGGUCCAAGAGCUCUGUGACAGAAACCAAGAUGGGAAUCUAUCGUUCGACUUCUUUGACGGAUACGACGAGCUCGGUGAUCACCCCGAUAUUCAGGAAAAGAUUCGCCGAUGUGUCAAACAAGGCCACAUCGACGCAGAGGAUUUCAAUGGGGAUCCGGAGUACAAUGUUCCCGGCAAGCGAGGCAUUAGGGCUCCCGCUCGUCGCGCCAAGGCCAAAGCCGACGAGGGUGACGAAAGUGAUGCAGGCAAGCCCAAGGGCAAGCCGGUCAAGAAGAAGGGCAAGAGGGCCCGCGCCGAGGACGAAGAUGAGGAAGACGAACCUGAGCCCGCCAAGCCGGCGAAGAAGGUAAAGAAGGCGGCCAAGACAAAGGCCAAGGCAGCGGAAGUUGAGGAGUCAGAGGAUGCCGAGCCUGUCAAGCCAGUGAAGAAGGCAAAGAAGGCAGUCAAGGCCAAGGCAGAAGUCGAGGAUGAGGACGAGGAAGUUGUGAAGCCCAUUAAGAAAGGAAGGGCCAAGCGCACCAAGGUCGAAAGCGAUGUUGAAGAAGAGGAGGCUAAGCCCGCGAAGAAGAGCAGGGUUACUAAGGCCGAAUCCGAUGCAAGUGAUGAUGAGGAACAUCCGACGGCCAAGUCUACCGCCAAAAAGAUCAAGGCUCAGGGCGCUGCUGGGAAGAAGGCCGUCAAGGCCGUCGUGCGAUCCAAGCCCAAGAAUGAACCUGCCGAGUCCGAGGAUGAGGAGGCAGCGGAUGACGAUAAGGAAGAAGACGUGAAGCCCGCCAAGAAGUCUAAGGCCAAGGCAAAGACUACCGCCAAAACCGCCCGAAAGGCCAAGGAAGAGGAGGAGUCCGAGUCCGAGGAGGUCAAGCCCAAGCCGGCCAAGAAGGCAGCCAAGCCCGUCAGGCAGGCGUCGAGCAAGAAGAGCCGCGGCAAUGAUGAUGGUGAUGUCGAGGCCCCCGCCAACGGCGACACUGGCUCCAGACGCAGGAGCACCCGUCGCAGAUCAUCGCAGGUCUAG
Scedosporium apiospermum is the source of this 1197-nucleotide messenger RNA. RefSeq lists its product as uncharacterized. Gene Ontology annotation, molecular function: zinc ion binding; DNA binding. Bases 1 to 1197 code for a protein of 398 amino acids. The record is from RefSeq and is a predicted model, not a curated record. The transcript has 5 exons. NCBI's taxonomy places the organism in Eukaryota, Fungi, Ascomycota, Sordariomycetes, Microascales, Microascaceae.